AUGUAUCGCACUCGUCGCUCGCGCAGCACGAUGGAUGAUUUGAAAUUGGAACUGAAGAAUAAUUUGCAACGGUCAAAGUCCCUGAGCUCGUUGGAGAUACUGGACAAUGUUAGCAACGGGCUUAAAGUGUUUCAACAACGCCUCACCCGGAUUAAAGACAGCGUGGCAGGGUCAGACGCUUCGAUGGAGGCGCGCGAGCAAAUCAUUUACGACGAAGUACUCACUAACAACAGUGAUUCGCUGAACGUGGGGUGUGUGACUGUUUUGGAGAGGAAAAUCGAAAGGCUGAGUGAUUUACUACAGGAGCAGCAGAAGUUUUUGGUAGAAAUAAAGAGAGAUCUAAAGAAAUCUGUGCUCAGUUCUGCCGCUGCUGCUGUCUUCGGAAACAAAUCUGUGGCGGAGAAAAGUCCAGUUGCUGAGCUUACGGUUAAUGACCCCAGUCUGUCAACGCGUGACGACGUUGUGACCGGUAAGGCCAAUAACAAAGAAAAUGACAAUACAAAGACUUUACUGGAAGCGAUCGAGUACAAAAACGCGCAGUGUCUCGAGCGGGAAAUCAAGGAUGCCCUCACCAAUUUCCUCCAAAGCGAUGAAUUGAAAGCCCACGUGAUAUCGACGACGGAGGUUUGCGUGAAGGAGGUCAUACGCAGUAGCUUCUGCCAGGACUUCUCCGCUUCCUAUCUGCCGAUUUUGGAGCGCUCGCACCGCCGCCUGCUCAAGCACGUGACUAAAGUCCUGGAAGACUCCUUCAAAGACUUGGAAGAGAGUUCGGCGAUAUUUUCCAAGUCCGUCGAGAACACUGCGAAGACACUGCACAAGGCUCUUGAAAGACACCAGGCUCUGCUCGAGGAGGCGGUCCGCAACAAAAACUUACUAAAGAAUCUACAAAAUAGUUUACAAGAAGUUCUACAAAAGGAGUUGAAAGAAUGGCGGGAAAAUCUGUUCAAUGUGGUAUUUACGCGCGACAAUCGCGUCGUCGAAGAUGUACCUCCUAAUCCAGCAUCCCCGAAUCAAGCAGCCGUGAGUCCACCGCAGCCCGCCGAUCCAGAGCGAUCUAUUCUGGAACAGUUGAUGAAGUCGGCGGAGAUCAAGGAGCAAAUCAAAGCGGGCAACGUGAACGGCUCGUUCGAGAGGGCGCUGUCGUCGGCCGACCUCUCGCUGGUGAUGGCGGCGUGCCGGGCGGCGGACCCCGCCCGCCUCUUCUCGGGCCGCUGCGAGCUGCGCCAGUGCGUGCUGCUCUCGCUGAUACAGCAGCUGGCCACCGACAUGGUCCACGACACGCAGCUCAAAUGCAGAUAUCUGGAAGAAGCCAUAAUAAAUUUGAAUACACUGGACCCCGUAACUCGCAGCCAUUUACCUACGAUUGUUGAAGAAGUCCAAAAGCAUCUCACAAAGUUCUUGAAGUCUUACCCAAGCCACGUUGCGAGCCGAAGAAUAACUCUUAUUAUUAUGGCGGCUAAGGAUCUUUUAAAGUUAUUA
This is a messenger RNA of Iphiclides podalirius (scarce swallowtail), 1479 nucleotides long. The record is from the annotation of a GenBank genome assembly. Lineage: Eukaryota; Metazoa; Arthropoda; Insecta; Lepidoptera; Papilionidae.